GCCUCCACCCGGACCCAGCGCUCGUCCCGUCCCGUGGUGACCUGCAGGCUGGCCGGGGACAUGAGGCUGGCCCGCGCCCUGCUGGCCCUGCUGCUGCAGGCCUGCUGGGUGGCCGCACAGGACCUCCCGGUGGCCUCGAAGGCCAUCGCUUUCCAAGACUGCCCCGUGGACCUGUUCUUCGUGCUGGACACCUCUGAGAGUGUGGCCUUGAGGCUGAAGCCCUACGGGGCCCUGGUGGAUAAGGUCAAGGCUUUCACCAAGCGCUUCAUCGACAACCUGAACGACAGGUACUACCGCUGUGACCGCAACCUGGUGUGGAAUGCGGGCGCGCUGCACUACAGUGACGAGGUGGAGGUGAUCAGCGGGCUCACGCGCAUGCCCGCCGGCCGUGACGCGCUCAAGGCCAGCGUGGAUGCCGUCAAGUACUUCGGCAAAGGCACCUACACCGACUGCGCCAUCAAGAGGGGGCUGGAGGAGCUGCUCAUUGGGGGCUCCCACCUGAAGGAAAACAAGUACCUGAUUGUGGUGACCGACGGGCACCCCCUGGAAGGCUACAAGGAGCCAUGCGGGGGCCUGGAGGACGCAGUGAACGAGGCCAAGCACCUGGGCAUCAAAGUCUUCUCCGUGGCCAUCACGCCCGACCACCUGGAGCCCCGUCUGAGCAUCAUCGCCACGGACCACACGUACCGGCGCAACUUCACAGCGGCCGACUGGGGGCAGAGCCGCGACGCGGAGGAGGUCAUCAGCCAGACCAUCACCACCAUCGCCGACAUGAUCAAAAAUAACGUGGAGCAAGUGUGCUGCUCCUUCGAGUGCCAGCCGGCCAGAGGACCUCCGGGGCCCCGGGGCGACCCCGGGUACGAGGGAGAACGCGGGAAGCCUGGGCUCCCAGGAGAGAAGGGAGAAGCCGGAGACCCCGGAAGACCGGGGGACCUCGGCCCUGUGGGAUACCAAGGCAUGAAGGGAGAAAAGGGCAGCCGAGGGGAGAAGGGCUCCAGGGGACCCAAGGGCUACAAGGGCGAGAAGGGCAAGAGAGGCAUCGACGGAGUGGACGGCAUGAAGGGAGAGGCAGGGUACCCAGGCCUGCCAGGGUGCAAGGGCUCCCCCGGCUUUGACGGAGUUCAAGGACCCCCUGGACCCAAGGGCGACCCUGGCGCCUUCGGACUGAAAGGAGCAAAGGGGGAGCCUGGAGCGGACGGGGAACCUGGGAGACCCGGGAACACAGGACCUCCCGGAGACGAGGGUGAGCCUGGAGAGCCUGGUCCCCCCGGAGAGAAGGGAGAGGCUGGUGACGAGGGCAACGCAGGACCUGAUGGGCCUCCCGGAGACAGGGGUGGCCCUGGAGAGCGAGGACCCCGGGGGACCCCAGGCGUGCGGGGGCCGAGAGGAGACCCGGGCGAAGCUGGACCCCAAGGUGACCAGGGCAGAGAGGGCCCCGUCGGCGUCCCAGGAGACCCGGGUGAGGCCGGCCCCAUCGGACCUAAAGGCUACCGAGGCGAUGAGGGUCCCUCAGGGCUCGAGGGUCCCCGAGGAGCCCCAGGACCGGCCGGGCCCCCUGGAGACCCGGGGCUGAUGGGCGAGCGGGGUGAGGACGGCCCCCCUGGAAAUGGCACUGAGGGCUUUCCCGGCUUCCCUGGGUACCCAGGCAACAGGGGUCCUCCUGGCAUAAAUGGCACAAAAGGCUACCCUGGCCUCAAAGGGGACGAGGGUGAACCUGGGGACCCUGGAGAAGACAACAACGAGGUCUCACCCCGCGGUCCCAAAGGGGCGAAAGGAUACCGAGGCCCUGAGGGCCCCCAGGGACCCCCAGGACACACGGGACCACCUGGGCCAGACGAAUGCGAGAUCUUGGACAUCAUCAUGAAGAUGUGCUCGUGCUGUGAGUGCAGGUGCGGCCCCAUCGACAUCCUGUUCGUCCUGGACAGCUCUGAGAGCAUCGGCCUGCAGAACUUCGAGAUCGCCAAGGACUUCAUCAUCAAGGUCAUCGACCGGCUGAGCAGGGACGAGCUGGUCAAGUUCGAGCCGGGGCAGUCGCACGCAGGCGUGGUGCAGUACAGCCACAACCAGAUGCAGGAGCACGUGGACCUGAGGAGCCCCAACAUCAGGAACACACAGGACCUCAAGGAGGCCAUCAAGAAGCUGCAGUGGAUGGCGGGCGGCACAUUCACGGGCGAGGCUCUGCAGUACACCCGGGACCGGCUGCUGCCGCCCACCCCGAACACACGCAUUGCCCUGGUCAUCACCGACGGGCGCUCCGACACCCAGAGGGACACCACGCCCCUCAGCGUGCUCUGCGGCCCCGACAUCCAGGUGGUCUCCGUGGGCAUCAAGGAUGUGUUUGGCUUCACGGCGGGCUCCGACCAGCUCAACGUCAUUUCCUGCCAGGGGCUGGCGCCCCAAGGCCGGCCCGGCAUCUCGCUGGUCAAGGAGAACUACGCGGAGCUGCUGGACGACAGCUUCCUCAAGAACAUUACCGCCCAGAUCUGCAUAGAUAAGAAGUGUCCAGAUUACACCUGCCCGAUCACGUUCUCUUCCCCGGCCGACAUCACCAUCCUGCUGGACGGCUCGGCCAGCGUGGGCAGCCACAACUUCGACACCACGAAGCGCUUCGCCAAGCGCCUGGCCGAGCGCUUCCUCUCGGCGGGCAGGACGGACCCGGCGCACGACGUGCGGGUGGCCGUGGUGCAGUACAGCGGCCGGGGCCAGCAGCAGCCGGAACGGGCGGCCCUGCAGUUCCUGCAGAACUACACGGUGCUGGCCGGCACCGUGGACGCCAUGGGCUUCUUCAACGACGCCACCGACGUCAACGACGCCCUGAGCUACGUGACCCGCUUCUACCGCGAGGCCUCGCCCGGCACAGCCAAGAAGAAGGUGCUGCUCUUUUCCGACGGCAACUCGCAGGGGGCCACAGCAGAGGCCAUCGAGAGGGCCGUGCAGGAGGCCCAGCGGGCGGGCAUCGAGAUCUUCGUGGUGGUGGUGGGCCGCCAGGUGAACGAGCCCCACGUCCGCGUCCUCGUCACUGGCAAGACGGCCGAGUAUGACGUGGCCUUCGGCGAACGCCACCUGUUCCGCGUGCCCAGCUACCCAGCCCUGCUCCGAGGCGUGUUCUACCAGACCGUGUCCAGGAAGGUGGCACUGGGCUAGCGGUGCUGGCAGAGUGAACACGGGACACGCGUGCUCCCGGCCAGGCCGGCCAGCUGCAUGUUCCUUGGAGUACAGUCAGAAUCGCGGUGCACACGUGUGCUCGGCACACGUCCUCCCUGCCCCAGCACCCACUCCCUGCCCCAAGAUUCGGCCAGUCCCACAACCCCCGGAUCAUGCCCUCUGACCUCUGAGGAGCCGGCCGCCCGGUCAGAACCCAGCUGAGCCCCUCUUCUCCUCUGGGACUUCUGUUGUACUCUGGGGACCCUGUCCGGUGUGUCCGGCUCCUGCAUGGUCCCUGGGACGCUGGCUGUGUCGUUCCCGGUGAGCCCCGGCCUGAAGGACACCUUCCCGGACGGUCCUCGGUGUCGGGCGGGGGCCCCAGAAGCAGACCCCCUCUUCAGGGAACAGCAGGGAAUGGGGCUCUGAGCCCAAGCACAGGUGCUGCCCAGCCGAGGGCCCCUCAGGUCCACGCAGAGGCUGUGUGGGGCACACAGCCCGGUGCCCGUGGACGGCCCAGCCCUGCCCGCACAGCCGUUCCCCUCCCGUGUCCCCGCUGUCGCUCCCCGCUGCCCCUUUCUCAGCAGCCCUGUCAACGGUGUUUCCCAAUAAAGGUUUUUACUCUCA
Molecule: messenger RNA, 3768 nt
Organism: Lepus europaeus (European hare)
Lineage: Eukaryota; Metazoa; Chordata; Mammalia; Lagomorpha; Leporidae
Gene: COL6A1
Product: collagen type VI alpha 1 chain
Exons: 35
Coding region: 61-3144 (1027 amino acids)
Source: RefSeq, a predicted model, not a curated record